AUGAACCAUCACCCGUCGCCUUCAGAGCAUAUGGACGUUGAAAGAAGGUCAUCGUCGCCCAAGCGCAAGAAGGUCCGCCAAAAGUACGCGCCCAAAGCAUGUGUAUCAUGCAGGCGUUCGAAGCUCAAGUGUUCCGGAGAUAACCCGUGCCAACGUUGCGUCGACAACGGCAAGCGAUGCUUCUUCUCAGAAGACCAGACGGCCGCCGAAGCCCUGCAGAAUCUCAGCAGGCCGACGCCCACGCUUCAAGCCCAAGCAUCGAAUGCGAGCGGAAACGGCAACAAUGCAUCGCGAAGAAGCAUACUACCGCGCGACGAUGAGACGGAACGACGGGCGAGUGAUGCCAGUACCCGCGGCAUGUCCAUUGAGGCGCGUAUGGCCCGGGUGGAAGCCAUGAUGGAAGCCCUCAUGCGUGACCGAGGCUUGACCAUGACGCCUGCUGGUAGCGUGGAGCGCGAAGACAGUGGCAGUGAGGGUUUUCGGGGUGACACGGCAUUCACCGGCCUACCACUGGAUCCCAUCAAUCCGGUCCUUGCCUUUAUGGGACAGCCUUCGCCCUUCUCCCAAGAGUCGUCCAAUCCUGCUCAGUCUACCGUAGAGCCGCCCCAUCUAGUACAAUUGGGCAAUCGAACCAUGCCCUUUCCCAAUCCAGCCGAAUAUCAACAGCGCCUUAUGUCCUUCUUUACCGACAUACAUUUGUCUCACCCAUGCAUAGAUGAAGCCGAUUUCCGCAGUCGCAGUGAGCACAUGCUUGCGAGUCCGACGAUACAGUCAGGAGAAAGCCAUUUUCUUGCGCUCAACUACCUCAUCUUUGCAUGCUGCGAUGUACUGCUCAACACUAAGAAAAUUGGCUCCACUAAACCUGUGGGCUGGCAGUGGCUGGAGCUAGCCGAUGAUAUCUUGGACAAGAAAUCGCUCUUGAGUGGAAACGGUGAUCUGACGUUGAUACAAUGUCUGCUUUUCCAAGCUCUAUACUACACUUUCGUCGAUGUUCCCGGUCCGGCUUACAACAGCAUUGGUCUCGCUGCCAGGCUGGUCUUCCAAUACUCGCUACACCAGCAAUCCACCUGGACCGACAUCACAACUCGUCAAGCCUAUGAGCGAAUUUGCUUGUUCUGGAAUGUCUUUGUAGCGGACCGCUUCAUCUCGCUAACAUGCGGAAGACCAUAUACUAUCCAUGAAGCCGAUAUUCAGGUCGAACUACCGAAUGAGUUGUUCGUUAGGGCAAUGCUUCCCAUGCAACUUGAUCAUGAACACGAUCCAAGACCGUUCAUGAAUCACUAUCUGCACUACGUGAUCCUCUGGGCACGCUACGCGGGUAAUACCCUCGAUGGCCGCAGUCUCAACCGCAGCACUCAAGAUGCUAUUGACGCACAAAUCGCUCAGUUCCUCGACCACGACCUCCCAGAACUACAAAUACCCUAUACCCACCCGUCAUCAGGAUCCGACGCACCAUUCAAGACCACCCUCAUCCAAAUGAAGACUGACUUCGUCCUUUGGGGGUUCCGCCCCAUCAUCACCUCCCUCCAAUACGACAACGACCACGCCACUCACUUCAGCCAUCUCGCAGUCUGCACCAUCAAUCGCAUGUCCUCGUUCAGCCAAGACGCCCGACGCCCUUUUAGCUUCCGUCACGACAUAACUACUUCCCUCGCAAACGCUGUCCUCGUCCUCUGUUCCCUCAUCGUUCGCGAUACGGCCAGUAGAAAUCAAAGUCAUAUCGGAGCCUUUCGUACUGCCACAGCCAUGCUGAAUGAUCUCGCAUAUAGCCAGCCGUAUGCCAAACGCGUCGUCACAGACUUUGGAGCCAUUACCCGCGCUGUCGAAGGUAUCAUUGAUGGGAAAGAUGUACCAGAGAACGUUGCUAGUCUCUUCCCUUAUCAAUCUGCUAGUCCGCAUAUUCGCAUGCCGCAGAUAGCACUGGCAAAUAGUGGAGUGGGUAGUAUAUCUACGACUGGUAAUGGUGAUCCGGGCAAGGCGGGUGAGCCUGGUUGUGGCGUUUUGUGGCUUUGA
This is a messenger RNA of Pyrenophora tritici-repentis Pt-1C-BFP, 2013 nucleotides long. RefSeq lists its product as uncharacterized. Gene Ontology annotation, cellular component: nucleus. Gene Ontology annotation, molecular function: RNA polymerase II cis-regulatory region sequence-specific DNA binding; DNA-binding transcription factor activity, RNA polymerase II-specific; zinc ion binding. NCBI's taxonomy places the organism in Eukaryota, Fungi, Ascomycota, Dothideomycetes, Pleosporales, Pleosporaceae. The record is from RefSeq and is a predicted model, not a curated record. Gene Ontology annotation, biological process: DNA-templated transcription; positive regulation of transcription from RNA polymerase II promoter by galactose.